Molecule: messenger RNA, 2753 nt
Organism: Gigantopelta aegis
Lineage: Eukaryota; Metazoa; Mollusca; Gastropoda; Neomphalida; Peltospiridae
Exons: 6
Coding region: 52-1914 (620 amino acids)
Source: RefSeq, a predicted model, not a curated record
GUUUUCAGUGUCGGGGGUAAACUCUCCGAAAGAACCAUUAACAAUGUCAGUAUGUCCAGUCAACGCAGCUGUCUUUAUUCCGACGGAGAUGGACAUUAUGUUACGAUGAAGAACUCAGGAAGAAACACGACAGAAGGUAUUGUCCCCGUGCAGGGCAUGACCACCACUGUUCUUCACAAGUCAUACGGCGGCGGCGGCGACUACUCGAGAACAGCCCCGGACACGACGCGUCUUCUUACUGUUGUCAUAGCAACAUCAACGGUGGCGUUUUUCCUCAUCAUCGCUGUAAUAGUAGCAUGCGCAUCUCACAGGAGGAAACAAAAAAUUAGACGAGAACAGAGCACGGCGUGUGCGAGUUUGAAAUUAACAAACUCGAGCUGCGAGUCGCCACAGGAGAAAACUGGAACAAACCAGCAGACCGUACACGUGGACACUGAAGACAAGGACUCGGAACCUGUGAGUUGCUGUGCUCGCCUCUGUUGUGUGAGUGAAUCAACGAACCGGGGAGAUCGAGAGGAACACAUCUACUCAGAGGUCGACUCAACAUCGAUCACCAACCUCCCAGACACUACAGACCUCGAUGGCAUUUAUGCCACAAUAGACGGAAAAGGUUCGAGAAUCUCAACAAUCGAGACUAAGAAAACUGGUCUCAAGCCAGCACAACUAACUGGCUGUCUCAAAGACAAGGACAUUUACAACCACUUGAUCGUAUCAAGAUCUGGUGAUUGUGCAGGGAAUAAUGAUAUUGGCAUAGAACCGAUACCUUCUUCUUCGCCUAGACAGUCUACCAGUGUGGCGGAACUAGGGGUGGGGUCCUCAGAGUAUGAUCAUCUAGACUACAGCCCCAGGACUCCCCCCACACAGAGUAACACUGUUUAUACUUUUGAUGACGUCUCUUUCAAUACGAGGGGACAGACCAGCUCAGAUACUCGUGCUCCUAAGUUUGUCAUCAAGGAGAAGACGUCUGGCGGACAGACGGACACCGAGACGCACGGUUACUUCGUUCUAGAACGCCAGGACGAUGUCACGGGGCCGACAUUCACCCCCUCGUCCCCGGAGGUGAUUGUUUUGAGUCAGCCUCCAGUUUCAGAAGAAAGUCGAGGUGUUCCGAGUCCCGGUGCCGAGACAUACCCAGACAGAGCUGACAGGCAUGAUUACUUCGUUGUGGAACCGUGUGCAAGUUUCGACAAUGAGGUUGUCACGAGACCUCCUCUUCCGCCCCGGAACCGGACCUUUCGAACCUCGCUGCACGGGGACCGGUAUAUUAGCAGCGUCAAUGAGCUGGGAGGUAAUUGCAGGUUUGUCGACGACCGACGAGAACCGUGCGGGACUCUGUUCGACAGGAGUUUCUCGUUCGAGUCCUCCCUCGUGUCUGAUGCUAAUCACAUCCGGGCAUCAGACGAGAUCACCGUUGUACACAUGCAGGUAAGGGACAUACCCGUACAACCCGAGGUGGUGCCAAUCCGAACAGCCAGGGACCCGACAUUCGAGCGUUUUACCACAGAGCCACAAAUACAACACGUCACGUCAUUCGGAAUAUGUCAAGCCGCACGGCCCAGCUCGACCGGUGAAUCACAAACUGAAAUCUCCCAGAGUGCACUGGGUGAAGGGUGUAGCAGAGUCCGUCGCCAUGGUGAUGGUCACGACUUCACGGUGCGACUGCGUGAUGGAGAAUUACGAAAGACUCACAAGUGUGACGUCAGACGACCACUGUCGUUCUCCUCCAAUGAGUACAUUAGACGAGCGCUCAGGCCGAAACCUUUCUUCGAGAAGUUCCGGAGUUACGACUCGGCCAGCGUCGUGCAUAGAGAACUGCUCGGCAUUGUCCGUGCUCACGAGUUCGGCAAGACCCGCUCGUCAUCGGACAGUGCAUGCGAAAUAACGAGGUCUGAAGACAUUUCCACAAACCUGUAGGAAAAUCAGAGAUGUGUUGAAUAGUUCUCCAUCAACAUUUCCACAAACAUGCAGGAAAACCAGAGAUUUGUUGAAUUGCUCUGAAUAAACAGUUCCAUAAACCUGUAGGACAAUCAGAGAUGUGUUGAAUAGCUCUGAAUAAACAUUUCUACAAACCUGUAGAAAAAUCAGAAACGUGUUGAAUGGCUAAUCUUAAACAUUUCCAAAACUCUCAAGGGAAAGCAAACAUUUGUAGAAUAACUUCAUGAAUAUUCCCAGAAACCUGUUGAAAAUCACAAACUUGUUGAAUAUAUAUUCAGAAAAUGUUUUCCCAGAUCUAUGGAAAAUAGAUCGCUCUUUAUUAGAAUUUAAACAAAAAGUACGAUGUUCAAAAACUAACAUAUAAUUAUUGUAACUGACAAUUGCUACGAAUUUUUGUUACAUGCUUGUAAUCAGUGUAUAUAUAUUAUUUUUAUAUAUCUGAUAUAUAUAUACAUAUGUGUGUGUGUGUGUGUGUGUGUGUGUGUGUGUGUGUGUGUGUGUGUGUGUGUGUGUGUCCUGUAUGUUAUUGUUGUAAUAUUGACUGCAAUAGUGACAGCUGUAUAUUUUAAUGGAACACAAUAGGCGCAUGUGGAGUGUGUGUGGGUCGAUUGCACAACAAUAAAUUCUUCAUCUCCUAUAGCGUAACUUUCACGCUGUAUUGUAAAUCAGAAGUUAUUAUAGCACGUAUUGUCGUAAUAUACCAGAGUGAGUAUUGUCGUAAUAUACCAGAGUGAGUAUUCCAGGAACAGUUUGUAAAAUGAUGAAAUGUUUCUGUUUUUGAUUAGAUCACUGGAUAACAUUAAAUUGGUGUUUCUCAA